Molecule: messenger RNA, 2425 nt
Organism: Peromyscus leucopus (white-footed mouse)
Lineage: Eukaryota; Metazoa; Chordata; Mammalia; Rodentia; Cricetidae
Product: eomesodermin homolog
Biological process (GO): regulation of transcription by RNA polymerase II; CD8-positive, alpha-beta T cell differentiation involved in immune response; endodermal cell fate specification
Cellular component (GO): nucleus
Molecular function (GO): DNA-binding transcription factor activity, RNA polymerase II-specific; RNA polymerase II cis-regulatory region sequence-specific DNA binding
Source: RefSeq, a predicted model, not a curated record
CCUAGGGUUUAGCGCGCCAGAGCCAGCCGAGAGGCGCGAGCUGGUUGCUAAAUGGGGAUUCAGAGCUGAGUCGUCUUCCCUGGUGUGAGUGUAGGGGUCCUGAGAAGCUAGACCAGGAAGGAAAGGGAAACGCUGCUUGCUCAGUUUCCAUCUUCCACCUACAAUCCCGGGUUUGCCCUCUUGCGGAAAGGACUCUGGAUUCGGGGCGUGCGCUGAAGUCGCCCCGCAGGUCCGCAGGUGGGUAGCCCGGGCGAGGGAGGAAGGGGACGUUACCUUCCCCUCGGAAGAGGGCGCUGGCUCCCCCAGCCGGCCUUUAUAACCAGGCCGCGGGAGGCGAGGUGGCAGCCGGCUGCCGUCUGCGAUUCGCAAAAGCAUGCAGUUAGGAGAGCAGCUCCUGGUGAGCUCCGUGAACCUGCCGGGCGCGCAUUUCUACUCGCUGGAGAGUGCUCGAGGAGGCGGAGGAGGGGGAGGUGGCGGGAGCGUCAGCCUCCUCCCCGGUGCUGCUCCCUCGCCCCAGAGGUUGGACUUAGACAAAGCGUCCAAGAAGUUUCCAGGCAAUCUUCCGUGCCAGGCGGGGAGCGCAGAACCCGCAGGCGCCGGCGCGGGGGCCCCCGCAGCGAUGCUCAGUGACGCAGACGCCGGGGACUUUGGCAGCGCCUCAGCGGUGGCCAAGCCCGGGCCCCCGGACGGCCGCAAGGGCUCCCCGUGCGCUGAGGAGGAGCUGCCCUCCGCCGCCACCGCCGCGGCCACCGCGCGCUACUCCAUGGACAGCCUGAGCUCCGAGCGCUACUAUCUCCCUUCGCCAGGACCGCAAGGCUCCGAGCUCGCCGCGCCCUGCUCGCUCUUCCAGUACCAGGCGGCGGCGAGCGGCCACGGAUCAGUGUACCCCGCGUCCAAUGGCGCGCGCUACCCUACGGCUCCAUGCUGCCCCCGGUGGAUUCCCGCCUCCGUGUGCCCGCCCGCGAGGGCGCAGUUCGGCCCUGCAGCGGGCUCGGGAAGUGGCGCCAGCGGCAGCGGCGGCGGGGCCGGCGGUCCUGGAGCCUAUCCCUACGGCCAGGGCUCUCCGCUCUACGGGCCGUACGCCGGAGCCGCUGCGGCCGGGUCUUGCGGAGGAUUGGGAGGCCUCGGGGUACCCGGCUCUGGCUUCCGCGCUCACGUCUACCUGUGCAACCGGCCCCUAUGGCUCAAAUUCCACCGUCACCAGACUGAGAUGAUCAUCACCAAACAGGGCAGGCGCAUGUUUCCUUUCUUGAGCUUCAACAUAAACGGACUCAAUCCCACCGCCCACUACAACGUGUUCGUAGAGGUGGUUCUGGCCGACCCUAACCACUGGCGCUUCCAGGGGGGCAAGUGGGUGACCUGCGGCAAAGCCGACAAUAACAUGCAGGGCAACAAAAUGUAUGUUCACCCAGAAUCUCCGAAUACUGGUUCCCACUGGAUGAGGCAGGAGAUUUCCUUUGGGAAGUUAAAACUCACCAAUAACAAAGGCGCCAACAACAACAACACACAGAUGAUAGUCCUGCAGUCUUUGCACAAGUACCAGCCUCGACUGCACAUUGUGGAAGUGACAGAAGAUGGGGUGGAGGACUUGAACGAGCCUUCCAAGACCCAGACCUUCACCUUCUCAGAGACACAGUUCAUCGCAGUGACGGCCUACCAAAACACCGACAUUACUCAGCUAAAGAUCGACCAUAACCCUUUUGCCAAAGGCUUCCGGGACAACUAUGAUUCAUCCCAUCAGAUUGUCCCUGGAGGUCGGUACGGCGUCCAAAACUUCUUCCCGGAGCUUGUCAACACUUUACCUCAAGCCCGAUAUUAUAAUGGUGAGAGAACCGUGCCACAGACCAACGGCCUCCUUUCACCCCAACAGAGCGAAGAGGUGACCAACCCUCCUCAGCGGUGGCUUGUCACGCCUGUCCAGCAGCCUGUGGCCAACAAGCUAGACAUCGGGUCCUAUGAAUCUGAAUACACUUCCAGUACCUUGCUCCCAUAUGGCAUUAAGUCCUUGCCCCUGCAGACAUCCCAUGCCCUGGGGUAUUACCCUGAUCCAACCUUCCCUGCAAUGGCAGGGUGGGGCGGUCGAGGCGCUUAUCAGAGGAAGAUGGCACCUGGCCUACCAUGGACAUCCAGAAUGAGCCCUCCUGUGUUCCCAGAAGAUCAGCUUGCCAAGGAAAAAGUCAAAGAAGAAAUCGGUUCCUCCUGGAUAGAAACCCCCCUCCCUUCCAUCAAGUCUCUAGACUCCAGCGAUUCAGGGGUGUACGGCAGUGCUUGCAAGAGGAAGCGCCUGUCUCCCAGCACCUCCAGCAAUGGAAACUCACCCCCCAUAAAGUGUGAGGACAUGAACGCCGAAGAGUACAGUAAAGACACCUCAAAAGGCAUGGGGGCGUAUUACGCUUUUUACACAACUCCUAAGGAGUUACUUUAA